Anoplopoma fimbria (sablefish) is the source of this 2707-nucleotide messenger RNA. RefSeq names its product alpha-1,6-mannosylglycoprotein 6-beta-N-acetylglucosaminyltransferase (gene mgat5). The coding region runs from base 32 to 2257 and encodes 741 amino acids. The transcript has 16 exons. Gene Ontology annotation, molecular function: alpha-1,6-mannosylglycoprotein 6-beta-N-acetylglucosaminyltransferase activity. The record is from RefSeq and is a predicted model, not a curated record. Lineage: Eukaryota; Metazoa; Chordata; Actinopteri; Perciformes; Anoplopomatidae. Gene Ontology annotation, cellular component: Golgi apparatus. Gene Ontology annotation, biological process: protein N-linked glycosylation.
GCCACAGCUGCCGCCUCCCCGUCCAGUCAGCAUGGCCACGCCCUUCCUGUGGAAGCUGUCGUCCCAGAAGCUGGGCUUCUUCCUGGUCAGCUUCGGGUUCAUCUGGGGCAUGAUGCUGCUGCACUUCACCAUCCAGCAGCGGGCCAGCCACGAGAACAGCGCCGUGCUGAGGCAGCAGAUCCUGGACCUGAGCAAGCGCUACAUCAAGGCGCUGGCCGAGGAGAACCAGAGUGUCAUGGACGGGCCCUAUGUGGGCACCAUGACGGCUUACGAUUUGAAGAAGACCCUCGCCGUGCUGCUGGACAACAUCAUGCUGAGGCUGGGCAAGCUGGAGUCAAAGGUGGAGAACAUCUACAACGGCACGGGGGGCAACCUGACCAACGGCACCAGCACCGCCACGCCCAGCGCCGCCAACUCGGAAAAAGUAAACGUGGCGGACCUCCUAAACGGAGCCCAGGAGAAGUGCGAGCUGCCGUCUUUGGAGGGUUUCCCUCACUGCGAGGGCAAGGUCAAGUGGAUGAAGGAGAUGUGGCGCUCGGACUCCUGCUACGGAAACUACGGCGUGGACGGAUCCACCUGCUCCUUCUUCAUUUACCUCAGCGAGGUGGAGAACUGGUGUCCUCGCCUGCCGUGGAGGACGAAGAACCUGAACGAUGAAAUGGACAGGAGGGGACAGGCGGAGGUCCGGACCAGUUUCGAGGAGCUGUACCGCGUGAUGUCACAGCGCGAGGAGUUCCGCUGGAUGAUGCUGAGGAUCAAGCGCAUGGCCGAGCCGUGGGUCAGCGCCGUCCGCUCGCUGGCCUCCAAGCAGAACCUGGCCAGGCGCCGGAGGAAGAAGAUCCUGGUACACUUGGGCCUGCUGACCAAGGAGUCAGGCUUCAAAAUAGCAGAGAACGCCUUCAGCGGCGGCCCGUUGGGCGAGCUGGUCCAGUGGAGCGACCUCAUCACCACGCUGUACCUGCUGGGCCACGAUGUCCGCAUCUCCGCCUCCCUGGCCGAGCUCAAAGAGAUAAUGCGCAAGGUCAUGGGGAACAAGUCCAGCUGUCCGACCCAGGGCGACAAGGUGGUCGAGCUCAUCUACAUCGACAUCGUGGGCCUCACCCAGUUCAAGAAGACGCUGGGACCUUCCUGGGUCCACUACCAGUGCAUGCUGCGGGUGCUGGAUUCGUUCGGGACGGAGCCCGAGUUCAACCACGCCCACUACGCCCAGUCCAAGGGUCACAAGACGCCCUGGGGGAAGUGGAACCUCAACCCGCAGCAGUUCAACACCAUGUUCCCUCACACCCCGGACAACAGCUUCCUGGGCUUCGUGGUGGAGCAGCACCUCAACGCCAGCGACAUCCGGCACAUUGACGACAUCAAGAGGCAGAACCAGUCGCUAGUCUACGGCAAGGUGGACAACUUCUGGAAGGACAAAAAGAAAUACCUCGACAACAUCCACAGCUACAUGGAGGUCCACGGCACCGUGCACGGCACCAGCACCGUGCACCUCCCGAGCUACGUCAAGAACCACGGCAUCCUGAGCGGCCGAGACCUGCAGUUCCUCCUCCGAGAAACCAAGUUGUUUGUGGGUCUGUCCUUCCCCUAUGAGGGUCCCGCCCCCCUGGAGGCCAUCGCCAACGGCUGCGCCUUCCUCAACCCCAAAUUCAGCCCUUCGAAGAGCAGCAAGAACACGGACUUCUUCAAGGGCAAACCCACGCUGAGAGAGCUGUCCUCCCAACACCCGUAUGCUGAGGUGUACAUUGGCGAGCCCCACGUGUGGACGGUAGAUAUCGAAAACUCUGUGGAGGUGGAGAGGGCCAUCCGCUCCAUCCUCAGCCAGAAGAUUGAGCCCUACCUGCCCUACGAGUUCACCUGUGAGGGGAUGCUGCAGAGAGUCAACGGCUUCAUCGAGAACCAGGACUUCUGCCACGGUCAGGUGAUGUGGCCUCCUCUCAGCGCCCUGCAGGUCAAAGUGGCCGAGCCGGGACGCACCUGCAAGCAGGUGUGUCAGGAGGAGCAGCUCAUCUGUGAGCCGUCCUUCUUCCAGCACCUCAACAAGGACAAGGACCUGGCCAGGUUCGGCGUGGACUGUCAGACGGUGGAGUCCAGCGCCGACACAGUGGUCCCCGCCUACAGCGAGACCCGCCGCCACUGCAUCUUCCAGUCCGACCUGCUGCUGUUCAGCUGCGCCGGCUCCCACCAGUCGCUGCGGCGCAUCUGCCCCUGCCGUGACUACAUGAAGGGCCAGGUGGCGCUGUGCAAAGACUGCCUAUAGCACCAGCACGCAGGCCGACGGGAGGGAGGGAGGGGGGGGGGGAGGGAUCGGGGCCCGGCUGAGGAGGAGGAGAGGUUAAAAUGAAGUCGGAGCAGCUUAACGAGUGUGUUUGGGACUCAUGCAGCUCGCUAUCAAACACACUUUUUUUGUGGGAAGAUGUCUGGACAGAAGAGACUGUGUACGUCCAUCAUAUUUAUUGUUUCCCCCCAAGCUGCUGCAAGUGAAGCAGCCGACCUGAGCAUCCGCCAACCCCCGAUCCUAUGGGAGCCGUGUGAAAUUACUUGAAUCAACAAAGGGAGCCGACGUAGACUUUUAGAGUGCAGCGAAACGAGCUGCUCCGUCCUUUGGUGGACUGCACCAAUCAGUGACCGCCCCGCCCACCUGUCUGUCUGUCUUCAGGUUCAGGGCAGCAAGGGACCAAGGAGACUCAAACCCCCCCCCCACCCCAAC